Anopheles nili is the source of this 1587-nucleotide messenger RNA. RefSeq names its product cytochrome P450 307a1-like. NCBI's taxonomy places the organism in Eukaryota, Metazoa, Arthropoda, Insecta, Diptera, Culicidae. The record is from RefSeq and is a predicted model, not a curated record. Bases 1 to 1587 code for a protein of 528 amino acids. Gene Ontology annotation, molecular function: monooxygenase activity; heme binding; oxidoreductase activity, acting on paired donors, with incorporation or reduction of molecular oxygen. The transcript has 3 exons.
AUGGAUCGUGUGAGCGUGACGUUGUUAAGCUCGAGCAGCACCGCCUAUCUGAUCGUGAGCUGCAUCCUGCUGGCGUUGGUGAUGCUGCUGCCCGAGCUAAAGCAGAAGGUUCUGAUGCGUAGUGUCGCUCUGCAAACACUCCGUCAGCUGAUCGCUAGCGUUGGUGUGGCUUUUGGGUCACCGGAAGGAGCUGAACUUGAGCGACCGGCACCAGGACCACGCAAUUAUCCUGUGAUCGGAGCACUAAAGGAACUGAACGGGUACGACGUGCCGUACCAGGCGUUCAGCGAGUUUGGCCAGCGAUAUGGUCCGGUCACCGCGUUACGGCUCGGUUCCGUGAAUGCCGUCGUCGUGAACGGAAUCGACAGCAUCAAGGAGGUGUUGAUCAACAAGGGACAGCAUUUUGACAGCCGACCAAACUUCCGGCGUUACCAGCUGCUGUUCUCCGGCAACAAGGAUAACUCAUUGGCGUUCUGCGACUGGUCCGAGAUGCAACGUGCCCGUCGGGAUAUGCUCGUUCCGCACACGUUCCCGCGCAACUUCAGCGCCCGGUUCGACGAGCUGAACACGAUCGUGGUGGAGGAGCUCGGUCAGCUGUUGGGUGGCGUUGGUGACGCAACAACCCUCGAAAUCAAACCUCUCGUGUUGUCGAUCUGUGCUAACGCUUUCGCGCAGUACUUCGGAAGCCACCGGUUCGAGGUAACAGACGGACGUUUCCAACAGCUGGUGCGCAAUUUCGAUCAGAUUUUCUACGAGGUCAACCAGGGCUAUGCGGCCGAUUUCCUCCCGUUCCUGUUGCCACUACACCGGCAGAACCUGCGCCGAAUGGACCGCUUAGCGGAAGAGAUCCGUGCCAUCAUCCUCGAGACGAUCAUCGGUGAUCGGUACGAACACUGGGCUGAAGGUGGUGAACCGCGUGACUACGUCGACAGCUUGAUCGAGCACGUGAAAGCAGGCCAUGGGCCUGCUCUCGAGUGGGAAACGGCUCUGUUCGCGCUCGAGGACAUCGUCGGUGGUCACUCGGCCGUCGGGAACUUCCUUGUGAAGGCGUUCGGUUAUAUCGUGCAGCAUCCGGAAGUGCAGCAGCGCAUCCAGGCGGAAACGGAUGGUGUCCUCGAACGCCACGGCCGGCAAGUGGUGGAGCUUUCGGAUCGUGGCGAGAUGCCAUACACGGAGGCCGUCAUUAUGGAGGCACUCCGGUUGAUCGCGUCCCCGAUCGUGCCACACGUCGCCAACCGGGACAGCCAGAUUGGAGGCUUCAGCGUCGCCAAGGACACGCUCAUCUUCCUCAACAACUACGACCUGAGCAUGUCGCCGCAGCUGUGGGAUGCACCGGAGUGCUUCCGACCGGAACGCUUCUUGCAGCAGGGUCGCGUCGUCAAACCGGACUUCUUCAUCCCGUUCGGAGCGGGUCGGCGUUCCUGCAUGGGCUACCGGAUGACGCAGCUGCUCAGCUUCUCCAUCAUCGCCAACCUGCUGCGGGCGUACACGAUCGCACCGAUCGAUGGGCACGAUUACCGCGUUCCGGUGGGUUCGCUCGCGAUGCCUGAGCAAUCCUACACCUUCCACGUGUCGGCCCGCUGCUAG